This is a messenger RNA of Sciurus carolinensis (gray squirrel), 710 nucleotides long. Its product is annotated as transcription factor BTF3-like. NCBI's taxonomy places the organism in Eukaryota, Metazoa, Chordata, Mammalia, Rodentia, Sciuridae. Gene Ontology annotation, cellular component: cytosol; nascent polypeptide-associated complex. The coding region runs from base 1 to 486 and encodes 161 amino acids. The record is from RefSeq and is a predicted model, not a curated record. The transcript has a single exon.
AUGAAAGAAACUAUCAUGAACCAGGAAAAACUCGCCAAACUGCAGGUACAAGUGCACAUUGGUGAGAAAGGAACUGCUUGCAGAAAGAAGGUGGUUCAUAGAACAGCUACAGCAGAUGAUAAAAAACUUCAGUUCUCCUUAAAGAAGUUAGGGGUAAACAAUAUCUCUGGUAUUAAAGAGGUGAAUAUGUUUACAAACCAAGUAACAGUGAUUCACUUUAACAACCCUAAAGUUCAGGCAUCUCUGGCAGUAAACACUUUCACCAUUACAGGCCAUGCUGAGACAAAGCUACUGACAGAAAUGCUACCCAGCAUCUUAAACCAGCUUGGAGCAGACAGUCUGACUAGUUUAAGGAGACUGACUGAAGCUCUGCCCAAACAAUCUGUGGAUGGAAAAGCACCACUUGCUACUGGAGAGGAUGAUGAUGAUGAAGUCCCAGAUCUUGUGGAGAAUUUUGAUGAGGCUUCUAAGAAUGAGGUAAACUGAACUGAUCAACUUCUGAAGAAGAGAAACUUGAAGAAGUUACUGGGAGCUGCUAUUUUAUAUUAUGACUGCUUUUUAAAAUUGUUUUGUUUGUGGAUCUGAUAAAAUCUAGAUCUCUAAUAUUUUUAAGCCCAAGCCCCUUGGACACUGCAGCUCUUUUCAGUUUUUGCUUAUACACAAUUUAUUCUUUGCAGCUAAUUAAGCUGAAGAAACCUGGGAAUAAAGUU